This is a messenger RNA of Maudiozyma barnettii, 2481 nucleotides long. It is a transcript of the gene IOC2, whose product is annotated as Ioc2p. The transcript has a single exon. Lineage: Eukaryota; Fungi; Ascomycota; Saccharomycetes; Saccharomycetales; Saccharomycetaceae. Bases 1 to 2481 code for a protein of 826 amino acids. The record is from RefSeq and is a predicted model, not a curated record.
AUGAGUGAACGUGGUACGAGGAGAUCGACUAGGAUCAGUCGUCAAGUGACUGAGCCGGUCGCUGUUCAGGAAGAUCAGGAGGAUACAGACGCGUUAAAUGUGAUUCAACCACAUGUAAAGAGACAGAAAAUUGAAGACACUGGAAGGGAGUACCCCGAAUGGUACAAAUGGUUAAGUGAUGAGACACUGGUUCAAUUGGCGAGACAUCCAUUGGACACAGUGGAUGCCAUUGAAUUGAGGUUCGAUACAUUGUCAAAUGUUAGAACUAGUUGGGAAUAUCAAUACGUUAUUACUUGGAUUUAUAAUGUAUCUGAAUCGUUUGUGACUAAACAAAUAUACCCGGGAGGGAAAUCAAUGUGGAAGACAGUCAAUUUUGAUGAAAUUUUGUUUAUGAAGGAUUUUUUAACUUUAUUAGAGACUGGUACAGAUGAUUUUAAUAUUGAAGAAGAACAAGAUGACGAGGAAGAAGUAGAUGAAAGUAAAAUGAAUUUAUAUGAACUAGUAAGACUUUCAUUGUUAAGACAAUUAGGGAAUAAUAAAUCGAUCGAAUUGAGAGAAUGGGAUACUUUGAUUAAAGAAUCAUUUGAUGGCGUAAAUUAUAAUUCUAAAUUUAUUUCUUUACCAUUAGAUAAACAAUUUGAAAUCUUUUUAAAAAUUAUUAAACAAAUUGAAUCCAAAAAUAUGGUCUUUAAAAAUUUUAUUGCUAAUAAUAUGGAAUUAUUCAAUUUCAUUAAAUUGAAAGAAAAUGAUAAUGAAAAUAUAUUGUUUAUGACUUACCCAGUAUCGAUUGUCAAACAAACAUUCACCCAUAUAGAUUCAAAGGAUUCUUCUUUACAUGUUCCAAUUAUGUUAAAGAAUUGUACGGUAUCAUAUGAGGAUUCCAAUGGUCAAAUCGAUUUGGAACAUUUGGAUUAUUCAAAAGAAAUAGAUUCUUAUUUGAAAAAUAUUAUUAUCACUAACGAAGUCUUAAGUUAUAAUUUUUCAACAUUUUUGAAAACCUUCCAAGAUUUUAAAUUAAUUUUCAAAGGUAACAACAACAAAAAGCAAUCUUCUGAUAUAAAGAAAAUCGUCGACUCUUUUGAAAGUUCCUUCGAAUGGGUCGUUCUAGCUAGAAUCAAUUCUGCUAAAUUGUUAUUACAAAGAGUGAAAAAUCAAUCCAUGAGACAAUUGAUGACAAGAAGAAAACGGUCAACAAGAUUGAUCGAGAAAGAAGAAGAGACUAAGAAAAAAGUUGCAGAGAAUCAUUUGGAAGAUAAGAUUGAUCAUAGACAAACGUUUUUGAAAUUAAGAAAAAGAACAGUAGCCAAAAUUAUCAAACGUUGUAAAGAAAAUAUGUGGAAUCAAUUAUGGGCAAAAUUCGAACAAGAUUGUAAAAUAGAGAAAAAAUCAUCCAAAUGGAAUAUGAAUGAAGUUGAUGAAAAUGUAACAAUAGAAUCACCAUUGAAUCUAAUUGAUAAAUAUGUCUUACCAAAUGGUUUAAAUUAUAACACUAAGAUCAUUAUCACUGACUUGAUAACUGAAAAGAAUUCAUUAUCCCAACAUGAACAAAUCGAAGAAUUGCCUACAAGUUUAUGUAUCACUGAGCCAGAUAUCGUUGAGGCCAAUCAGUUAGGAAUGGGACCUGAGAUUGAACAAAUAGAUAAUCAAAAUGAUUGGAUGUUUCAAUGUACUUGUAUGACUGAUAAAAAGACUACUGAGCCACCUGGUACUAUGGAAGUUACUGCUACUAUACCUAUUGUGAAAAAUGAACCUAUUAUAAUUCAUCAAAAUGAUGGUGAAGAAAUCAAUCUGGAGAAAUUCCAUAAAUUGGAUAUUUUGAAUAGACCUAUCAUAUGUUGUGACGUAUGUCAUAAAUGGCAACAUUGGGAAUGUCAAGAACAGUCUCUUGUGGAUUUACUUUCAUUUGUCUCUGUGCAUUCAAAGAAGGAUCUAGAUAAUAUGAAAUUCUUAACACAACGUGAUUUUGGCACUGUCACAUACGAUAAGAAUGAACCACAUCAUAGUGCAACCAGAAGAACCUCACGUAGACAGCAUCAGGAGGAAGAAACAGAACAUAAUGAACUAAAUGCAAUGAGACCAGUCGAUAGAAGAACACAAUUCGGUGAAUGUGCUGUCUUUGUUUGUCCAAUGUGUUUGGGAGAAAUAGAGCAAGAGUUACGUGGCACAUUUGAACCAGAAUUAACUAUCGUGAGAGCCAAACAAAAGAAGCAACAUGAUGAUCGUGAAAGAAGAAAGGCAAAGAAAUUGUUGGAGAAACAACAAGCUUUGUCUAAUGCUAGUAUUACUACUGCUGCUGCUGCUUCUGCUGCUACCACACCUGUACAGAAUCAUAAACCAGUUAUGGCUACGUUUUCAACUGGCUUGCAGAACGCUAGUAUAGUGGAAACAAUAACCAACAACGAUAAACCAGUCAUUAUCUCACAACAGCCAGUAACCCAAACAUAUAACUCCGGUAACCCACCAACCCAACCACAACUAUGA